AGUUGUCAAUGUUAACCGGGUUGACGUUCGGAAGGGGUUUUCUCCAGACGGUGUAAUUAGUCAUUUAGGGUGCGCGAACGGAUAUAAGGUUGGGCUCUAGGUCGCGCUAGCCACGCAGACAACGUUUUCGGUCAGGUGCAGAUAGACUAGAACGGAACGCAACAAGGAGCUCUUUCGCGUGCGUGCGUGUGUGAUUGGGGUGCUCUUGUAAGAUCAGUGUCAGGCCCCGGGAAGGUGGUACCUACUGCUUUUGUUUGUACAACACGAGUGCAGUUUAGCGGUGAUUGGAAUUCUAUGUUCGCGGGCGUGCAGUGAAGAGUUUUGUUUGCUUCGCUUUGAAUGCUAACUAAACAUUAAUUGAUGUGCAUAAACGUGGCCGGAGAGCAAGACGACGACAGGAUAAAGAAGUUCUGCCGUAACAAAACCUGCGGUUGCAUUCGAUCCAGUGCCGAUUGAUCUAACGGAGCUCGCGCGUGGCUUCACUCCACUAGCCGAGUUCAAAAGGGAUCCAUUAUAUCAUUUUUUAUUCAGUUCGAAAGUUUAUUUUUAGUGCGAAACGGUGGAAGAAAGAUACUACAGUAAACCGAUUAAGAAGUGAAUUCUUCGAAAGUGUUUUUUUAUUGUAUAGCGCUUUGCAUGUGUUUUGUGUAACUUUAGUUUCGAACAGAGUGGAUCGAAUAAGCUGAUUUGGCUGUUUAUUUCCUCGAGCGAGUGGACACAACGAACGUAAAGUUUUGUUGUUUGAAAUUGCAGUUUGUUUUUUUUCCGGUACUGCCGCAUUCCGACUGUUCCGUGCCUUCUUCUCCCCCCAUGCCCGUGUAAUCUCAACCUUCACGGAUCAACCAAGACGUGUGCAAUCUUCCCCCGCAGCAGAAGCGGUCACAUAAUCCUAAUCGUCUUACAAUAGACACACAUCCACCUUCGAAUAUCGCAGCCCAGCGCCGCACAGUUCGCUUGAAUUAUGUCCAAAUCGAAUCCCAAGGAGGUGGAAAUGAACACGAUGCACCGGUCCGGGUCGGCAAACCGCUUCCAGGUAAAUUUAGUUAAUCACGACGAGCGAACCGGUGGCGGCGGCGGAGGAGAAUCGGGUGGUGGUCCGAAUGGAAACGCUGACGCUACCACGGACGACGAUACCUUCCCGGAAGAGCUGGUCAAACGGAGAACUUCCCGGCUACAAUCGUUGAGGCCCAGCUUCCGGGAUAAGGAGAGGAAAAACUCGCAAACCACGCGCUUCAAGGUGGACGAAAACAACGGUUCCGAUUCGAAUGACGACGAGGAGGACAACCUGAUUGAUGACAAUAAGUACGCUCGGAGUUUCAGACAUUUCACGAGGGAAGCACUGCCACGUGUGGAUAACUACCGGAACAUUCUCUCCUUCCAGGCUAACAAUCGGCCAACGUUGGAUGAGUUACAUCAUGCUUCCAUCACCAACAAGGAAACAAUGCGCCGUGGCACGGUGCUGGUGGAUGUCGGUGAACUGGAAGGUUCCAUCAAGUUCGGCUGGAUCAAAGGCGUCCUGAUGCGAUGCCUGCUGAACAUCUGGGGCGUGAUGCUGUUCCUGCGGCUUAGCUGGGUUGUCGGACAGGCCGGUAUAGUGCAGGGUGUCUUGCUGAUUCUGAUUACCACCGUUGUAACGACGAUUACGGCCCUGUCGAUGUCGGCCAUCAGCACCAACGGUGUAAUCAAGGGUGGCGGCACCUACUACAUGAUAUCCCGCUCGCUGGGGCCCGAGUUUGGCGGUUCGAUCGGAUUGAUCUUUUCGCUGGCCAAUGCCGUGGCUUGUGCUAUGUACGUGGUGGGUUUCUGCGAAUCGAUAACCGAUCUGCUGGCCUCGUUCGGGGUGCAGAUUAUCGACGGAGAUGUUCAGGAUAUUCGGAUCAUUGGCUGUAUCACCAUUGUUAUACUGCUCGGGAUCGUGGUCAUCGGAAUGGAAUGGGAAGCCAAAGCACAGGUUGUGCUUCUCAUCAUACUGCUGGUGGCCAUUGUGGAUUUCCUGAUCGGAACGCUAAUCGGACCGAAGUCGGAUUUGGAUAUGGCGAGAGGUUUUGUUGGUUACAAUGCAACUGUAUUCGUUGAAAAUCUAAACUCGGAUUAUCGGCCAGUGAAGAAUGUCAAUCACGAUUUUUUCUCGGUGUUUGCCAUCUUCUUCCCGGCAGCUACGGGAAUUUUGGCCGGUGCCAACAUUAGCGGGGAUCUCAAGGAUCCAUCGAAAGCCAUUCCGAAGGGUACGAUCUUGGCCAUCGUAUCAACCUCCCUGUCCUACGUUGCAAUGGCCAUAAUGGCUGGUGCUACCGUGGUCCGUGAUGCCACAGGAAACGUAACAGACCUAGCCAACGACUCGUGGGCUUUCGCCGACUGUGCACCGGAGGAGUGUCAUUUUGGACUGCACAAUUCAUUCCAGGUAAUGGAACUGGUAUCGGCUUAUGGUCCGAUCAUAUAUGCGGGAUGUUUCGCUGCGACCCUGUCGUCGGCAUUGGCCAGUUUGGUGUCCGCACCGAAAGUAUUUCAAGCCCUGUGCAAAGACAAACUCUAUCCCAAGAUUGGAUGGUUCGGAAAAGGAUUCGGAAAAAAUAACGAACCGGUUCGAGGAUAUUUUUUGACGUUUAUUAUUUCGGUGGCCGUCAUUCUGAUUGGAGAGCUUAAUCUGAUUGCACCGCUCAUUUCUAAUUUCUUUUUGGCGGCUUAUUGUUUGGUGAACUUCAGCACAUUCCACGCCAGUUUAGCGAAGCCUGUCGGCUGGAGACCUACAUUCAGGUUCUACAACAUGUGGCUCAGCUUGAUCGGUGCUAUACUUUGCAUAGCCGUAAUGUUCCUGAUAUCGUGGCCAACGGCCCUGAUAACAUUCGCCGUCGUUUUGGCACUGUACCUGUUUGUAUCGUACCGCAAACCGGACGUCAACUGGGGAUCUACGACACAGGCGCAAACGUACAAAAAUGCACUCAUGUCGGUUCAGCAACUCAACAACGUGGAAGACCACGUCAAAAACUACCGUCCACAGAUUCUAGUCAUGUCUGGUCACCCGAGCACCCGACCAUUGCUGGUGAACUUCGCUAAUCUGCUGACCAAAAACCUAUCGCUGAUGAUUUGUGGGCACGUCAAUAAAAUCCAAACGUCUCAAAAGUACCGAAACUAUCUCCAGCGAAAAGCCACGGACUGGUUCCGACGGCAGAAGGUGAAGGGCUUCUAUGCCUACCUGGAUGACAAUGACUUCGAAACGGGGGCACGAGCUGCGAUGCAGGCCAGUGGAAUGGGAAAACUACGUCCCAAUGUCCUGCUGCUGGGCUACAAAAACGACUGGAGCAAGUGCGACUCGGUGGAGCUGGAACAGUACUUCAACGUGGUGCACAAAGCACUGGAUAUGUACUUAUCCGUGGCGAUUCUGAGGGUAGCCAAGGGUUUGGAUUAUUCACAGGUGCUUGGGGAGGAAACCACCGUCAAACGUGUUGCCGAAGCACCGCGAUCGCUUGUCCACAACGACAGCACCAACGAUUUGGACCUGCAGAACAAAACUAGUUCCCUGCACGGAAGCUGUGAUUCGCUGAGUCGAAAUCUAUCCCAAGCAUCCGCCGAGCAGAACAAUGUGCGCGAGAAAAACGAGAGGAAUCUCAAAGCCAGCAGCACCAGUGAUCUGACCGUCGGAACGCCCCGAAACCAGACCGUGUCGGGCAUGCCGGAUCCGAUGGAUAUCAACGCCAAGCUGCUUAACGAAACAAAUCAACGCUCCCUCAAGCGCACCCACAACGAUCCAGCCCUGCUCUACCGCGGUCCGGGCGGGGUUGAGCUACCGAAGGACAUUCUGGACGAACUGAGUCAGUUCACAAGUAAGAAGAAAAAUGGCAUCAUCGAUGUUUAUUGGCUUUACGACGACGGCGGUCUGACGCUGCUGCUGCCAUACAUCAUCAGCACCCGACGGAACUGGAGCGCCUGCAAACUGCGGGUGUUCGCCCUGGCAAACCGAAAAGCCGAACUGGAGUUCGAGCAGCGGAACAUGGCCAGUCUGCUGGCUAAGUUCCGUAUAGAUUACUCGGACCUUAAGCUGCUGCCGGAUGUAACGAAAAAACCGGAACAGAGCACCGUGAACUUCUUCAAGGGAUUGAUAAAGGACGUUACGGGCGAGGAACCGGGUCAAAUCUCCGAAGCCGAACUGUUGGCGGUUCAGGACAAAACCAAUCGUCAUCUAAAUUUGCGUGAAUAUUUGCUGGAGCAAUCAACUAAAUCGGAUCUGGUUGUCAUGACGCUUCCGAUGCCACGGAAGGAAGUCGUUACUGCCCCACUCUACAUGGCCUGGCUGGAAACACUGAGCCAAGGGCUGCCUCCGUUUUUGUUCGUCCGAGGCAAUCAGACCAGUGUGCUGACGUUCUACUCCUAGUGGAACCGGAGUCUACGGACGUAGUAGUAUUGCAGUCCGGUUCGGUCCGGUCCGGUCCGGUCCGGUCCAGGACAGGACAGGAGGUGCACAAACAGCACAAACUGUUGAACUUACAUUAUCUCUGUUUAGAAAGUUUUAUAGUGUUGAUUACUCAUGAUACAUUUCACUUUUAUUUCUUCGUGACGAUUCCAGCAUUAGUUUUACCCAGCAAAGUAAUUUAUUUCAUGUUUCCACCACGAGAGUUAUAUCCUCUCAACGGGGCUUGAAGUUCGGUUCGAGAAGGGGGAGGCACGCGGAUAUUCACUGAAUCCGGCAAAUGGCAGAAUAUUCAAACGUAUGAAUGAUGUUUUCAAAUGAAAUAAUCUGCACACCGUCACCCACCUCCCCACUGCUACCCUUCGUCGAAUCGUAUCUCAAGCAAGGAUACCUUCCCGUUUUCCAUCCAAGUAGGCCACGGUCUACCUGAUACUAGAAUAAGGAAAGUUUAACAACCCCCUGUCAGACAGUAUUGCAUUUCACGGAGCAAAGUAUCACCACACAGUUGUUAUAAUUUAACUUUUUAAUAUGUAUAGAAAUAAUUAUAAUCACGAACCAGCUGCAUAGUGCAAACGUUGACGAGGCUGUCGCGCCAGCCACUAAGCUGUAAUAAAACACUCGUAAGAAGCUUUACGAAGCGAAUCGGAAUUAUAUAUAUAUUAUUAUUAUAUCGUUUAAGCGAAUCGGAAAUCCUUUCUGAAGUUUCUAUUGAAAUAAAUUCACGUUCAAAUAUUCACAAUCAAUUUUGCCGCCUCCUGGUAAUCCCAGGAGGAGGUAAAAUUUUUUCUGAUGAUCCGCUUAAAUUGUUCUAAUAGCUGUUUAUCUUCGUUGGUGGGACAUCGCUUUCAUUUCAUUUCGUUUCCAUUGGAUUUCAAAAGUUUUCAAAAGCAAAACCGAUUAUUAUCAAACUUGGCUUAUAGCAAUUCCACUAACUUGCCUUCCAUGGAUCGGAUAGAUAUGGUAAUUGUUUCGUUUGUUUUUCUUUUACCGGUUCACCAACCGCUCAAACACAUUUUGAUUCAUGGAAAGCGCUGCCAAAAGUUUUCAUUCCCCUUAAUUUAAUUGCAAACUUCCAUCAGCACCAGUAGCCAGUCUAGGCAGCUGAUGGAGUUCGGUUUCGCAACAUGACGCAACCAGCAAUAAGCUUCCUAGCGCUUCUUUUCACACUAACUGCUGACUGGAGAGAUACGUCACAGAAUGUUACCGAGUGCCGUAAUUUCUCGUUAUCCAUCGAGCACAGGGGGCUCGCAAAAUGUUGCCGUCAGCUCGACCAUAACCGACAAGCAAGAAAAAAAAUGUUUAUGAGGCACAUAGUUAUGUAUGUACAUCUUUUAUCCCUAAAACGGGGGCACAAUAUUUACACAAACGAUUCAUUCACAAUAAGGCAUGCACCACACAUUGUUGGCCCAUUUUGAACGUCAUCGUGCAAAGAGUACAUUUAUUAAUGAACUUUUUGGGGAACUGUUUACUUCGAAACUGUAGAUUAAAAAUAUACUGUAUUAAUUUGACAAACAUGUGCGUUCGAGUAAACAUCUAUCGAAGCAACCCUGUCAAAAGUUUGGCUUCCGAGGGGAAAUUUCCAACAGUAAAGGAUUUCAUUUACGUAAUCUGUGGCCGAUAGACAGGAGAGUUAGAGAAUUAAGAUAUACUUUUUUUUAAAUGAAUAGGUGCUUCAACUGUU
Malaya genurostris is the source of this 6086-nucleotide messenger RNA. RefSeq names its product bumetanide-sensitive sodium-(potassium)-chloride cotransporter (gene Ncc69). The coding region runs from base 962 to 4369 and encodes 1135 amino acids. Gene Ontology annotation, biological process: sodium ion homeostasis; chloride ion homeostasis; cell volume homeostasis. Gene Ontology annotation, molecular function: sodium:potassium:chloride symporter activity. The record is from RefSeq and is a predicted model, not a curated record. The transcript has 13 exons. Lineage: Eukaryota; Metazoa; Arthropoda; Insecta; Diptera; Culicidae. Gene Ontology annotation, cellular component: membrane.